GUCGGAAAGUCGCUUGGUCUGAUCGCUCCGGGAAUGGGAUCUUGGACAAGAGUCAAGAUAAAAAUUACCUUUAUGAGAGUUUAUCCGUUGCAAAGACUUUUCUUAGUUCUGCGAGAAUAACGCCGCUAGAAAAUAAAGGAAGAACGAACGAAAAAGAAAGAUUAAAUACGAAUGGAGGAAAAAGAGAAGUAGACGAGAAUUACUGAAGAGAAAGACAGCCGAAGGUCUAUGGGGAAGUUUUUCAGAAACGGUUUUCUAAGCCAGUUCAUCAGGCAGCAGGUCCAGUGACGAAAAACAGCUACUUUAUUUGAGUUAAUGUUAAAUUGGUAAAUUAAAAAAUUGUCCCAAAUUAUAGUAAAGCUGAUGCGCUUACCAUUGAUAUCGCACGCACUGUUUUAUUACAAAACAAUAGACAGGUAGGUUAAAAUGUUGUUCUAAGAUAAUAAUAAGAUUAACCGAAAAGUUAUAGUAUUUAUGAUAAAAACAUUAACGUUGGAAGACGUGUUUCUUUGACGGGAUAUACUGUGGCUCCUGAAAGUCAGUCUCGGUGCGCGAGCGUGUAUGGCGUUGAGGAGCGUUCAAAAUAAGCGACGAUGGCAAAGUGGUUCAAAGAUUUCCCCAUAAAUCUCAAGAACGGUACCGAUCGGAUCCGCUCAGCCUCCGAAUCAAGCUCUCAGUCUCGAGGCAAGCCCGGACUCGCAGCCGGGAUUGGCACCAAAACUGGCAGCACCAAAGGCGUUGGUGGGGUGGGCUCGCUUCUCUCAGGGAGAAACAGGAAAAAUUCGGCUAUCGAACUGGGACGGAAUGGGACUACAGGCGGAGGUUCUGUGAAAGAUGGGAAGGUCUGGGAUAGCCUCAUCCCCGGGAAAAGUCGGAAAAACUCGAAGGCAGAGUCGGGAUUGGAAGAGCACCGGUCACUUAAAAGUUCGAUUUCGGCGAACGCCUACAUCAGUCGGCUGAUAAAGUUAGACAAACAGGAGAAAAACCCAAACUUCAACAGUGGUACCAGUGGUCCUACUGGACCUGAAACAGAGAAAGCAAAUACUGCUACCAGAACGGAGACGGUGAUCAUCCUAGAGGACUAUGCCGAUCCCUUCGACGCCCAGAAGACGAGGGAGCAGAGAGAGGCGGAGAGAGAGGGAGAGAACGACGGCUACAUGGAGCCGUACGACGCCCAGCAGAUGAUCACAGACGUCGCCGCUUUCUGCACCGAGCUCCGGCGGCGCUACGGGCUCCUGGAGGGGGGAGAGGGGGCCGGCGAGGAGGGCAGAGCCGCGCCCCCCCAGAUCUACGACACCCCGUACGAGGCGGGGCCGGAGGGCGAGGGGGGAGGGGUGCGGGGUCAGGCGACCCGGCCGGAGCUCGACGCCCGCCCCCCCGCUGAGUACGAGCUGCCCUGGGAGUGGAAGAAGGAGCAGAUCGUCAAGGCGCUCUCAGCUCAGUUUGAGGGCGUGGAGCGCCCCACCCCAGCCAAAGAGGACCCCCCCCUCACAGUGAGGCAGCACCUGAGGCAGAAGAGCUGGAACCAGAAGAGCCUGAAAGCCUCGCCCCCCCCUCUCACCCCCCCGGGCCCCGCCCCAGAGCUGGAGUCCGCCAGGGUGGACCCCACCCUGCCGCUGGAGAAACAGAGCUGGUACCAUGGCUGUGUGACACGGCAGGAGGCGGAGUCUCAGCUCCUGCCCUGUAAGGAGGCCAGCUUCCUGGUGAGGAACAGCGAAUCAGGAACCAGCAAAUACUCCAUCGCUCUCAAGACGAGUCAGGGCUGUGUGCACAUCAUCGUGGCCCAGACGAAGGAGAGUGGGUACACGCUGGACCAGAGCAGCUGUGUGUUUCCCAGCAUCCCCGAGGUGGUCAACCACUACUGCACCCAGCGGCUGCCCUUCACCGGGGCGGAGCACAUGAGCCUGCUGCACCCCGUGCCCCGCCCGCAGUGACAAGCCCCCUCCCGUGCCCCGCCCGCAGUGACUCCGCCCCUCCUGCAGUGACUCCGCCCUGCUGCUGUCCGUCACACUCCGUCUCUGUAACUCUCUCUCUCCCUCCAUCUCGCUCAUCAAGCGCAAACCCUGUACUGCCGACUGAGUCUGUCUGUCUGUCUGUCUGUGGCCCAUUCUGUACCGCGGGGAUCAGCAACUCACGGUCAACCAGGGUAUUCCAUCUUCCCUCUACCUGGGAGACAGGUGUGAGGACUAGGAUUUGAAUUGGAGAGCCAGAGUUGACGAUCCCUGCUGUACAGACUGUGGUUUCCACUGCAGUGUCCAAUAGGAUCACUGUGUAACACAGAAACACUGUUGAGCAUAAUUCGUAUGGAGAGAAACCUAUUAUAGCAUACCCUGAUGAAGGCUUGGGUGAGCUGAAACUUGAUGGUGCUUUACAACUUUGGAAUGGAAUAAAGGCUUUUAAAGGUC
Molecule: messenger RNA, 2405 nt
Organism: Conger conger (European conger)
Lineage: Eukaryota; Metazoa; Chordata; Actinopteri; Anguilliformes; Congridae
Product: SH2 domain-containing adapter protein E-like
Exons: 6
Coding region: 594-1934 (446 amino acids)
Molecular function (GO): phosphotyrosine residue binding
Source: RefSeq, a predicted model, not a curated record